AUGCACCAAACGGACAGAAGUGUUCAAUUGCCUUUUCAUCAUACGCUGCUUGAAGCGCCCGUCUCCUCCUCAGUGGUGGCGCUGAUACAGCUGCACGCAGUGCUGCAGUCAAUGGCCCCUGGGGUGCUGUCGACGUGGGGAGGGGAGGGGGAUCCAUUGGCGGCGCUGCUGCAGCUGCAGGCAGCGCUGCAGUCAACGGCCCCUGGGGUGCUGUCGACGUGGGGAGGGGAGGGGAGCCCGUGUGAGAAGGCCUGGACCACUGACAUCCGCUGCGACCCUGUCACUCGCCGAGUGGUGCAUCUGGAUCUCAAGCGGGCAGGCCUCGUUGGGAACAUACCCACCUUUGAGCUCUCCCAGUUCGAUGCUCUCACAUACCUGGACAUGACGGCCAACAACUUCUCCGCGUUCAACGGGCAGGCCUUCAUCGUGCAGAUGACCAGCCUGCAGCACCUGUCCCUUGCAAAGAACAACAUGAAGUGGUUCCCCACGGAUGUGGACAUGCUCACGAGCCUCACCUUCCUCACGAGCCUCACCUUCCUCGAUCUGAGCAACAACAAGUUUGACGGGCAGAUCCCUAUGGACAUCUUCCAGCUUCGGAACCUCGAAGUGCUGUCGUUGGAAAACAACCUGUUCACAGGGAGUGUGCCUCGCGCUCUCAGCAAUCUUGUCCGCCUCAAGACGCUCAAUCUCGGGAAGAACGAUUUCUACGGCCCGCUUCCCCAGUUCUUUGGGGCCAUGCACGACCUGGUCAACCUGAAGAUGGACCUCAAUCGCUUCGAAGGCACCAUCCCAGAAACCUAUGCCAUUCUCAGGAACCUCCGUCGCUUGGACCUGAGCUCCAACAAGAACCUCACCGGUCCUCUCCCCAGCUUCCUGGGCGAGCUUGGUCUGCUGCAGUCACUCUCGCUGGACGAUUGUGACUUCACCGGUGGGCUCCUCGAGUCCCUCUCUCGCCUGCCCUACCUCACGGAGCUAUUCCUCGAGCACAACCGCUUUGAGGGAACCAUUCCCGAGGCGUACGGGCACUUCCCGCGCAUUGUGUCUCUCUACCUCAGCAACAACCGCCUCACGGGGGGGAUCCCCGACAGCAUGUGUGGGCUGGAAACGGCGGAGCUGCUGGUGCUGGAGAGGAACCAGCUCACUGGGCCCGUGCCGCCGUGCAUGAUGCAGCUGCAGGGGCUGCUCAUUCUGGACGUGUCAGAGAAUUACCUCACGGGCACACUUCCUAGACCCCUUCCGGGCUCACCCAUGCAGUUUGUCCACUUGAACAACUGCUUUGAUAACGUGGAAGACAACUCCCCGUCCUGCCCGGUAGCAGCACCGGGUGGGGGGGAGGAGCAGAUAGGCGCCCCCCUGGACCAGCAAGGAGGCGCCCCCCCUGACCAACAAACCGGAAACCCCCUUGACCAGCAGCCAGGGGGGGAUGUUAACCAGCAAGUCGGAAAUCCCCUCGACCAGCAGCAAGGGGGGGAUGUCAAUCAGCAAGUGGGGGUCCCGAUUGACCGGGAAGGAGGCGGGUCUGUGAGCCAGAAUGUGGGGGUUCCCCAGCAGCGACCGGGGGGUGGGAGCAUCGAGCAGCAGGUGCCAGGAGGUGUGCCCGUGCCUGGCGCCAACACCCCGCCCUGCCCUGACAUGGGCCCACUGGUGGCACUGCAGGCAGCACUGCGAAUGGACUCCCCAGACGCCCUCCAGACGUGGGACCAGGGGUCGGACCCCUGUGACGGCACAUGGGAGACUGAAGUCAUCUGCGACCCCAUGACUGGCCACGUCAUCCGCCUUGAUCUCCGCCGGGCCAAUCUGUCAGGAGCCAUCCCUGCAGCAGAGCUGGCGCAGCUGAACCGACUCACAUACCUUGACCUCGGAGGCAAUGAGUUCUCAUCCUUCAUCCAGCAGGAUUUUCUGGAGAGACUCACGCGCCUGGAGCACCUCUCCCUGGCAGACAAUCAGCUGCAGUGGUUCCCAACCUUCAUCAAUGCCCUCACCCGGCUCACAUCGCUUGAUCUGAGCACCAAUCAGUUGACGGGCGACUUUCCCGAGGACGUGCUUGUCAUGCCCAACCUGCUGCACCUCAAGCUGGAGGAGAAUCACUUCUCUGGCAGCGUUCCUGAUACCAUCACAGCCCUGAGCAAGCUCCGAUCCAUCACCCUGGCCAGCAACAACUUCACGGGCCUUCUGCCUGAGUCGUUUGCGCAGCUCACGUCGCUGCAGGCCAUCAACCUUGCAGGCAAUCAGUUCGCCGGCCCUCUGCCCGCAAGCUAUGCUGGUCUCACCAACAUGGUCUUCUUCAAGGUGGCCACAAACGCUCUCGAGGGGGGCAUUCCGGACUGGCUGGGCUCGUGGCCACGUCUCAACCACCUGUCGCUGUUCCACAACAGGUUCACGGGACCCAUUCCCGACACUCUUGGCAACGCCAAGAACCUCGCCACCCUGGUGCUGGAUGAGAAUCGUUUGACCGGGUCCCUGCCUGACGCCUUCAGCGCGCUCACCAAUCUGGAGGCAUUUUACGCUGUGGGUAAUCAGCUGGAGGGCACCGUUCCUGACUCUUACUCCAACCUGCAGAAGCUGCGAUACAUCGAUCUGAGCUUCAACACCAAGAUCACGGGCGCCCUGCCCGAGUUCCUGAGCGGCAUUCAGUCUCUCGAGUCAAUUGCUUUCGAGGAGUGCGAUUUCACAGGGUCCCUCCCUGUUGGCUAUGCCAAGCUGCCUGCACUCGCAGAGCUUUACCUCGACCGCAACAACCUGGAAGGUUCCAUCCCGGGCCUGUACGGCGACAUGCCGAACCUGGCCACGCUCUACCUCAGCAGCAACCGGCUGUCCGGGGAGAUUCCAGGAAGCUUCUGCCGGCUGGGGAAGGCCAAGACGAUUGUGCUGGCGCGGAACGAGCUGAGGGGGGCCAUUCCGGAUUGCAUUAUCAGCAACCUCAAGGAGCUGCGCCUGCUAGACGUCUCGGACAACUACCUCACUGGUCCAGUGCCUGCCGUCCCAGCGGGCGGCCCUCUGCAGUUCGACUUCUCGACCAACUGCCUGGAGACAUCAGAGGGCGCCCAGAGGAACCCCUGCCCCUCCUCGCCCGUCGCCCCCACGCAGCCUCCUCCCAAUGAAGCAGCUCCCAGGCAGCCGGGAGGCUCAGAGCCCUCCCCUGCUGAGACCACUGUCGACCCCUCCGCCUCCUCCGCCCUGCCCUCACCCGACGCUGUUGCACUCAUGGAGAUGCUCGCAGGCCUGCGAGCAGCAGCAGGGACGGACGUGCUGCCCUCGUGGACGCAAGACUCUGACCCCUGUGAUGGCUCCUGGGCCACGUCCAUCAAGUGCGACAACCGCACCCGCCAAGUCGUGCACCUUGAUCUGCGUCGUGCCGACCUUGUGGGGGACGUUCCUUGCUUCGGUCUCUCCCAGCUGAACGCCCUUACAUACCUUGACCUUGGCUCCAACAAUUUCACCUUCUUCCGCCAGGCACCCUUCUGCCAGCAGAUGACCAACCUGCAGCAUGUUUCGCUGGCAGAGAAUCAGCUCAAGUACUGGCCUGAAACUGUUGUUGGUUACUGGCCUCAGCUCACAUUCCUGAGCCUGGCGGCCAACCUCCUCGCUGGCCCCAUUCCAGAGGACAUCGGCGACCAGCUCUCCACCACGCUCGUGCACCUCGACCUCAUGGGCAACUAUUUCAACGGCACGGUGCCCAGCUCGAUUUCCACCUUGCAGAAGCUCAGAUACAUCGAUCUGAGUUUCAACUCCAACCUCACCGGCCCUGUCCCAGAGGCACUCGCUAAAAUCAAUACCCUCCGAACCAUCAACUUGGAAGGCUGCAGCUUCACAGGUGUUCUCCCCGAAAGCUACUCCCGGCUGCCCUUCCUGGCGAGCCUGUAUCUCGACAAGAACGGGCUGGACGGCGCCAUCCCCGCCUCCUACGGCUACAUCCCCAGCCUCGUGAACCUCUAUCUCAGCAACAACGAUCUCUCAGGGCACAUUCCGGAGAGCCUGUGCCGGCUUCAGAAGGCCGAGGCGAUCGUGCUAGAGAGGAACUCUAUAGGGGGGAUGAUCCCCGCGUGCCUCGUCACCAUGGAAAACCUCCUCAUCCUCGACGUGACAGGCAACUAUCUCAAGGGCCCCAUCCCCAAGGUGGAAGCAGGCUCCAUCCUUCAGUUCCUUUAUGCUGGCAACUGUUUGGACGGUCAGGAUCGCGGCAACGACCCGUGCCCUAUCGAAACGGCAACGGACCCCAAUAGCAGGCUGCCACCUGGCAGCCACCAGAACCAGCCGCUGUGGGAGAACGCACAGACCCCCGAGGAGAACGCCUGGCCGGGCACUCCCACGUGGGGGGAGGCUCAGGCCGCUGCUGCUGCUGUUCCCGCCCCCUCGGGACCGCCAGUGGACUGGAAGCCCAUUCUGAGCUACAUCUUCCUGGCGUUGCUCUCAGUGGCGUUCGUCUUCCUCCUCUGCUCCGCCUUCUCAAUGCUAGCCAAGCGCCGCCGCUACACCGCGGUUGACUUCUCUGCUCCACGCGUCGACCAGCUCCCAGUGACCGAAUACGGCCUGUCCAAGAUCAAGCGCGCCACCAAGAAUUUCACCACCGUGUUUGGCAAGGGCAGCUUCGGCACCGUGUAUCUCGCUGACGACUUCCUUCCCGAUCAGAUCGAGCCGCGUGCGAUUGUGAAGCGCGCCCACGAGCCAGAGAAGAUGACUGAAGCCCAGUUCCGGGAGAAGGUGCAGCUGCUGGCCAAGGCGCGCCACCGCUACCUGGUGUCACUGCGGGGGUACUGCAUCGGCAAGGCGGAGAGGAUUCUGGUGUUUGAGUUCCUGCCGCACGGCUCGCUCUUUGACCGGCUUCACCGCUCCGAUGUGGAUCCUCUGCCAUGGGAUGCGCGCGUGCACGUGGCAGUCAACCUGGCGUCCGCCUUGGCGUUCCUCCACCACGGCUGCGACCCGCCUCUCGUGCACCGUGCGGUGACCUCAUCCAACAUCCUCUUGUCGGCUGAUAUGAGCGCCAAGCUCUCUGAUUUCGGUCUUGCACGCGGCUCCACCUCCCACGCUGCGUUCGACGAGCCGCCCCGCCGCCGCCCCAACCGCCGGCAGCGCGGAGCAGCAGCAGCGGGCCGAGACGACGCCUCAGCAAGCAGCAGCCUCACUGCUGUUGGCAGCAGCGGCGAUGGCAGCAGCGAGACAGAAUCCGAGCUUCUACAGCCAGUGGUUACGCGCACGGACGCGCGAAAACUGGAUAUCUAUGGGUUCGGAGUGGUGCUUUUGGAGCUGAUCACAGGGCAGAAGGCCAUGAAGGAUGUGCAUAUCACGAGUCUUGCCGCCCCUUUCCUGGAAGAUACCCAGAUGAUGCCGCUGAUGGUUGACUCGGCUCUGGGCGGGUUUUUCAACCAAUCGGAGCUGAUUGAGCUGGCGACGAUCGCGAGGGAUUGUGUGAAGGAGGAUCCGAAUAGCCGCCCGACGAUGCUCGAGGUGGUGAGGACGAUGGAAGGGAGUAUUGAGUUGGCCGUUGACUUGUUUGACCCGCUUGACUCGGCGGAUUCAGCUGCUGGGAGUGCUAAGGCUGGGACCCCGAAGACUGGUGGGGCCGGGUAUGCGGCGCUGAGUGGUGGGUCGGGGAUUGCGGGGGAUGCAAUGGGAAGUGGAGGAGUUGGGAGCGGUUCGGGGGGGAGUGGGAGGCAGGGCACUGGGGGCGGGACGUGGGCGCCUUUAGAGUUGUUUUCGGGGUCGUUUGGGAGGCGGUCGGGGCGUGAGAGGGAGGGGGGAGGAGGGGGAGGAGGCAGGGGAGCAGGAGGGGCGGGAGGGGUGGAGAGGGGGGAUGUAGAGGCAGGGUCGUCACUGCUCUAUAUCACUCCCAAGGAUGGGCAGCACUAG
Messenger RNA from Closterium sp. Naga37s-1, 5847 nucleotides. The record is from the annotation of a GenBank genome assembly. Lineage: Eukaryota; Viridiplantae; Streptophyta; Zygnematophyceae; Desmidiales; Closteriaceae.